Messenger RNA from Python bivittatus (Burmese python), 2181 nucleotides. RefSeq names its product premelanosome protein (gene PMEL). Gene Ontology annotation, cellular component: melanosome; plasma membrane. The record is from RefSeq and is a predicted model, not a curated record. Gene Ontology annotation, biological process: melanosome organization. Lineage: Eukaryota; Metazoa; Chordata; Lepidosauria; Squamata; Pythonidae.
AUGUCACGGACCUUGUUCCUAUGGGCUACAGUUUGGGCCCUCCUGGCUACUGCCACAGCUCAACGCAGGGUCAGUGGCAGGAACAACAGAUGGGGACAAAACGGGAGCCAGGGGUACUCGGCAUACAAGACGUGGAACUCCAACCUUUACCCCCGGUGGAGAGAAGGAGAUCCCAGGCAGUCAAACUGCUGGCGAGGCGGCAAUGUAGCAAUUGACAUCAGCAACGAUGCCCCAACUUUAACAGGGGCCAGAGCCACAUUCAGCAUUGCUUUGCGCUUUCCCAACAGCCAAACUGUGCUGGCAGAUGGACGUGUAGUAUGGAGCCAGAACUGCACCAUAAAUGGCACCCGUAUGAGACAAGGGGAUCCUGUUUUCCCAGAUCAGGAAGCCAAUGCUUCUGAUUAUGUGUUUCCUGAUGGACAACCCUUCUCCUCAAGUGAUCGCCGGCGUGGCAAGUUUGUCUAUGUCUGGCAGACCUGGGGGCGCUACUGGCAAGUAGUAGAUGGUCCCACAUCCUUGUUGACCAUUGAAACAGGUGAUACAGCUUUGGGUUCCUAUACCAUGGAUGUGGAAGUCUAUCAUUACCGGGGACGUGAGAAAUUCAUCCCUAUUGGUAGUACCUCAUCACAGUUUAGCAUCACGGACCAGAUCCCGUUCAAAGUGAACAUUGCACAAGUUCUUGAUAUAGAUGGGACAGAUAGCCGUUUUGUGCGAAACCGAGCCAUCUCCUUUGCUGUGCAGCUCCAUGAUCCGAGCCAAUACCUCCAUGAUGCUGACAUUUCCUACUCCUGGGAUUUUGGUGACCAGAGUGGGACACUGAUUUCUCGGGCAACCAUGGUCACUCACACCUACCUUUCUGCUGGUAUAUUCAGUCCACGUGUGGUGCUUCAGGCUGCCAUCCCUGUGGCCUCAUGUGGAAGCAGUACUUCAGAAGAGCCAUUCAUCAUGCCUACAACCACUCUGAGUGGUACCACGGUUCAAGCUUCCAGUGUUUUUUCCACCAUAAGUAGCAUAACUGGGGCAAGCUCUGAAGAGGUUCUGACCUCUGUCCCAGCUUCUGCAACUUCAGUGCUUUCCACUGUACCAUCAGCAGAAACUGAAGAGGCAGCGUCUGUGGCCACAGCUGUAGCAGCUCCUGCCACAAUCAUCAGUGCCAGGCCUGAAGGAGCAGAUUCAGCACCUGUUUCUGUGGAACCUGCAAGUGUUUCAUCAUCCGAUGCAGCUGAAGAUAGUGCACCCACUGUGGGUGUGAUGGUCGCCAUGUCUGCAUCUCUCCCAAAUACCAUGGCCCUGGUAUCUACUGCAGCUUCUGCAUCUCCACCAGGCUCUGUGGCUUCUGGUUCUUCAUCCACAGUAGUACCUGAGAACAACCCAGGCACACUGGAACCCACUGCUUUGUCAUCUGCAGCACCUACAAAUGUGCUUUCAGGGGCUUCAACAACACUUUUUACCACAGCUAAUGCCCCUCUCUCUUUGGCAGCAGAUACAUCUGAAGACACAGCAACCAUCAAUCUAAUGGGUUCAGUUACGCCUGUCACAGGAACAGUCGCAGGAAAUGUGGUCCAGCUCCUGGUGAAACGCCAGGCACCCACUGGAUGCCUCCUCUAUCGUUAUGGAACCUUCUCUACUCAUCUGGAUAUCAUCCAGGGCAUAGAGAGUGUGGAAAUUGUGCAGGUAAUGCCACUGAUGCCUGCUAUUGCUGAGAACGCAGUAGAUCUCACUGUGACCUGCCAAGGAAGCCUCCCUGAAGAAGUGUGCACAACUAUUUCAGAUCCUGAGUGUUUGAUAGUCCAGGAGGCUGUGUGCAAUCCUGUUCCGCCAAGCCCAGACUGCCAGCUUGUUUUGCGCCAGGCCUUCAAUCAAUCUGGCCUCUACUGCGUCAACAUCUCACUGGCUGAUGCCAACACCCUGGCUGUUGCCAGCACCCAAGUCAACAUCCAGGCAGAAAGAAGUCCAGCCUCAGCCCAAAUUACAUUUGUAGUUGGAAUGCUGCUGGCCAUUGCUGCCAUGGGGGCUGCUAUCUACACCUGUCGGCAUUUGAAAUACAUCCCUCUACGGGCCGUGAUGUCUGCUGGCCCUUCUCCAAGGAACUGGUUUCCUGAUCGCACAGCUGUACGUCUCUUUUUGGGCCAGGGGGCCAAGGGGGAAAGCAGCCCCUUGCUCAGUGGCCAUGUUAUCUAA